Spirodela intermedia is the source of this 8931-nucleotide messenger RNA. The record is from the annotation of a GenBank genome assembly. Lineage: Eukaryota; Viridiplantae; Streptophyta; Magnoliopsida; Alismatales; Araceae.
AUGCAGCAGCAUCCGCAGCGUCACCUAAUCCACCAGAGGUCGGUGGUGGGGAUCGUGGCGGCUGGAGCGGGGGCGCCGGCGAGGAGGAGGUGUGAAGGGACCGCCAUGGGGGCCAUCACACUCGACCUCCGGCCUGGGCUCGGGCUCGGGCCAUUCACUCUCGGUACCAAUCCGUCUUCUCCUCUACGUGUGCAUCUGGCAAAAGUCAUUUUACCGGAACAAUUCUGCAUCAUCGGAAGCAAGGAUUUUGGCUCUGAUAUCCAAAAUUCAGUCUGAUGUUAGACUUUACGGCAUUCAAACCAUUUUUAUGUAUCAACAAACACACUUCCUAUCUCCGUCCGCACUAGUUGGAAAGUCAUUUCCCUGGUUUUGCUUUCGCGAUAUCAGUGAAUAUUUAUUUGAACUAUUUUUCAUGACCUCAUAGUUUAAAAUGCCGAGAAGUUGACUAACGUAGGCUUAUGUGCAUCAAAAUUAAUUACAUAUUGCAUAUUAUAUAGGUUAUGUAUACCAUGAUUCCGAUUAAUUUUGACGUCCUUUACAAAAGAAUCUGUAGAAUAUUAAGAAAAACCCUUUGGUUUAAAAAAUCCUCCUUUAGUCUGGCUUUCGUAAAUAUCAGAGGCAGUGGCCUUCCUUCAACGAAUUCAAAAUUCGCUUGCUCUUAACUCGGAAGGCAUUCAUGCGUAAGCUGAAUAGCUACGAUUGCUUUUGGAAUGGACCUUUCUGGAACAUGUGUUCCUUAACUGCCACGAUAUCAAAGUGUCUGAUUUCCGUACUAGAUCAUGUGAUUUUAUAUCAUACACCAAAUUACAGCAAUUUUUUUAACUUCUGUCUUCUAAAUGAUGGUCUUUGCACUUGGAUGCAUCAAUUUUUUUUUAAAAAAAACAUUGCUGGCUUAGGUAAACAUGGAAGUGACAAUUUUAUUUUGAAAUUUUCUGUGUAAACGUGCUUUCAUGAAAUGCAAUCCAUAAUCAUUAUGAACAUGUACUACCAAAGCUUGUAUGUGAACAUUUGGGUUUUUAUUUACACGUACAAGCACAGAAGAAAAAUAUGCUUAGCAUCCAUGAAUGGAAUUUGAAAAAGAAACGGGAAAAAUGUGUUUGGCUCACAAUUACUUGAGGAACCAGAGUUAUUUGUGUUGUAACGUAGCAUAUCUCUGUAGUGUGGCAUUACUUUAGGUUGAUGUAGUUGUCCUCGUUAUGGUGUGAAACUUUUUAUCAUAUGCAAAUGAAGUAUUGAUCAUGACUCUUGUGCAUAUGUUGCAACUUGUACUGCUCAAAUGUGCGGCGUGAUUAAUGAUUGCAUCUUCUGAAAUCAACAUUAGAUUUUUGCCAAACGUAGUUUAAAUUUAAUAUUUUCGUCUUAGUACGUCAUAGUACUUGCAUGAACGGACUCAACAUCUGAGUUGCAUAGAAUGUAGAAUGCCACCUGAAAAACCGUUUUUCUUGUAGGUUGUUAGAUUUCUUAUGAGCUUUGCGUUGACAUAAGUUAUUUCCUCCAGGAAGGGAUAUCUUAAUGCUUCAUAUCUUCUGCAGGGAUGCCCAUAGGUGAUGCAUUUCAUCAAGUUGAACAGCAACCCCACAUCUAUGAUGUGGUCCGUGUGAAGUAUCUUGAUGAGGUUUGGUAUUUGGUCUUAGAAAACAUCCAGUAUUUGGAUUUUGCACGUGAUAUUAUUAAUGGGCAUUUUAGUAAAUAUCCAUUGUUUAUUUGAUGGGUGUGCUUGACGAGAACGCAAUGGGAGAAGUAUCAGUAAUCUUUUAAUCAAGUGCUUUCCAUUAAGUAAUGCAGCACUGAGAAGAACAAGUGUUCCAUAACUGCUUUGGGCGUAUGAUUGGUUAAGAAUAUAGAUACAGUUAUUUAUAUAUGCACAUUUCUCAUAGCCAGUUUUAUCAUAGUUUAAGGAUGGCAUCAUUGUUUUGUUUGGAGCUGCUCAGAUUUUUUAGGUUAUUCUUGCAGGAACCGCUAAAAUUGGACAUUGUUAUCAGCUUUCCAGACCAUGGUUUCCACCUUCGUUUUGAUCCCUGGUCACAGGUAUACUUUCUUGAUGAUAGCUUUUACCAUAGCAAAAGAAAACGAAGCAGAAAAUUUGUUAUGCUCAUACUAUUGGCAGAGCCUUGUUUUUGGAAUUAAAACAUCUUAUCUUGUUUUCAUAUUUUUAAUUUACAAAUUGGGAUGUGAUGCAAUAUAACAUAAGAAGAAAUUUAUGCCAGAUUUCUGCUAGGUGUCAAAUUGUUAAAUGGUUAGCGAAUAGGCCGUACCUAGAAAUUCAAUAUAGAUAUAUAAAUAUACAUAUAUAUAUAUAUUGGAUAUUGUUAUCAGCUUUCCAAUAUAUAUAUAUUGAGGACAUGAUCAAAAGAUUCACUUUGGAUAGACAAUUGGGAUCAUCUGCAGGUUCCUAAGGAAAUAGAUUCAAACUCUUACACCUUGACUCCUAAAAACGAAUUUUAAAGCUUAAAUGCGUAUUCCUAUUUGAAUAGGACGUAGGAAUUGAGCCUGAUGGUUCUGAUCCAGUUUUAGUAUAUUCCCGUUACUUUUUUUGCCAAACUCUUACGACUAAAGUUUUUGGAUAUUACUCAAUAACUUUAAGAGGGAUGCAUUUGGACUACGAAGCACACCCACAUCACAAACCUCAUCAUUUCAGCUCUGGGCGGAUCUGCAUUCAAUGACUUUAUAUAGUUCUAUUUAAUAGGAAUUGUAAAAAAAAAUAUACAUCAAUGGACAUCUCGAUCUGCUUUAGCGAUGAUGAUUUUUGGUUAUGUUUUAAUGCCCAUAGACAAAGAUUUAGUGGGAUGAUGGAAUCUGCAAUCACUUUUUGAUACAGGAGAUAUUCUUAUUUUCACAUCUUCGCAGUAACAUGUCAAGACAAGACAAAAUUUGACACGACAAACUCAGGAGAAGAAAUUGUAUUUCUUCUUGGGGUUUUAUUGCUUUUACUACCAAUACUGAUUCAUUUUACAGGUUUCAAGUAAAAUUUAGUUUACUGGAAUGUCCUUCUCCGACUAUAUAGAUGUAAUGCAUAUGAUUUACUGCAAACUUUUACCAAUGACUCUGGCAAUAGCGAACGACAAAUAGUCACUCAUCAAUUCCUUGACUCUAUGUAAGGAGCUUUUUUGGUGUGAUGUUGUUCUAAUUCGUAUUGUUUUCCAGAGGCUACGGCUUAUUGAAGUUUAUGAUGUCAAGCGAUUGCAGAUGCGCUAUGCAACUAAUCUAAUUGGGUCUGUAUUACAUGACAGUGGCUUUGGCUUAGUGAAAUUUAUGUCGUAAUAAUUUUCUUAUCUUCUUUACCUCUUUGUUAGUUAUCUUAUGCCAGUUAUUGUUUUCAGUGGUCCUUCCACGCUUGCAACUUUUGUGGCCGUAUAUGCACUUUUUGGUCCAACAUUCCCUGGAAUUUACGAUGAAAGCAGAGGCGUUUACACUUUAUUUUACCCCGUAUGUAUUCCUAAAAUUACCAUCAGAGCUGUACAUCUUCAUUUGCUUUUGUGUGCUUCUUUUGUGGUUUACUUGAUCUCUGUAUUAUCAGGGACUAUCCUUUGCUUUCCCUAUUCCAUCUCAAUAUUCAAGUUGCUGCCAGAAUGGAGAAGGUAUGCUCAUGGUAUGUAUGAUUUGUUAUAAUGUCUAGUCUGGUAGUUAAAAACUCUAAUGUUUUCCUUGUUAUUGGCAGUUGCACCAGAAUUGCCCCUGGAGUUUCCUGAUGGGACAACUCCUGUUACAUGUCGUGUAUCUAUAUAUGAUAACUCCUCUGACAGUAAAGUUGGCGUGGGGUUCAUGAUGGACAAAGCUUUAGCUCCUCCAUUACCUUUGGAUAGCCUCUACAUGGAAGAACUACAAGUUAAGGUGCAUAAUGUACUUCUCAUUUUUAUCUUUUUUUCAUUUGCAGUUAUAUAAUAGUUAUUAUAUCAUAUUCUGUUAAUUUUUUUAGUUGUCUUGUUUGAUGUGUGAUGUUUAAUGUUGUUUGGGAUAAUAUUUCUGAUAUCUUGCAUUGUAGUGUUCUUUUUAGCUGGAAUAGAUAGCUGCUCCUCAAGGAAUGACAAUGGAAUCACUUUCAAUUUAGAGCUUGCUGCAUUCCCGUGGGAAUUGUGGGUGGUGCUUAUGCAAGAUGGCAGUGUCGGCAGACAAGAUGGAGACAUGGAUGUUGGUCCCUGAAAAGAGGGUGCUUUCACAACUUUUGCAGUUAAAGGCAGGGAAAGGGGACGCCACUUAAGUUGUUACUCGACUGGAACUUAACAAAUGGCCUUCGUCAGUGUAGUGAGAAGCAUGGUAUGCUAUAUUAGUUGAUUCCAAUUUCAAUCAUCCAUGGCUGCUCCUAUUUAGGAUGGGUAUUGCCCCGCUGUCCUCCCCUUGAAAUCCAAAGAGGAAAGAUCCAUCCAGAAGUUCGUCCAUCCCACUUAUAUCAUCCAGUCUCUGGGAUUAUUGCUAUUGUUGGAGGGAUAAUAUGCUAGAACCACAGUCAUGGCUCACUGGCAGAUUAUGCUGAAAGAAGAGGGAAGGAAAAGUUGAUGGCAGGAGAAAACGAAGAAAUAAGAAAAACAAAAUUCGUGUGUGCGCUACCUUUGAUCUUUCAUGCAGCCCACAAGAGAAAAAGGCAUUUGUGGGAGAGGGAGGGGGUUUACUGUGUGUUUUUCAUUUUAUUUGAAAAACUUAGACUUUUGCUGGAGAUGCCAUUAGCCGGCAAAGGACUAUUGCUCAUGUCGCAGAUAGCUACUCAUUCUAUCUGGACUUAACUAGGCCCCUGGAAUACCUUCUAAAUACAUGGCCUUGGGUAGGAAAGGCAGAGGAUGGGGCGAACAUUUGCGCAUUUUGCUUUCUUGAGUCUGAGACUCGACUAGAGUAUGACUUCAUGCAUGCACGUGAAUGAUAUAUAACGUACUGUUGGUGGACCAUUCAAUUCAAAGUGGUUUUUGCUUGAUCGGACUGCAAGUCUGCAUCAAGUGGAAGCUGGGUCCUGACUAGUUCAUCAAAUUAUGGCCAAACCGAAUAUGAUUUGCACUGACCGGCUCAGAUGGCUUUAUGGAUUCUUCACGUCUAGAAACUUAUCAAUCUUUGUAACAUAAUUUUAGUUUCAGUUCAAUAUGGUCUGAUAUGCACUAACAGGCAGGGUCUAGUAGAUAUCAUUAUCAUUGCAGUGAGUUGCAAAGCACUGGUGACAUCAUUCAAUUCCAACAUUUCUUGUAAAAUCUGUUUUCUUGCCAUGUGGUUGGAGAUCUUCUUUUGACCAGAUUUGAUGUUCCUCAGAUUAUUUUUUGCCUGAAAUGAAGCAGGAUUUCCUGUGGAGUUGGAGCUUUCACUGAAAAACAAGAGUAUAAGACAGUUUAAUUGUGGUAGCCUUCGUGUAUGCCUGGGAAAAACCCUGAACAAGUUAACAGGGGAGGGGUUGGUCUCAUGGCUAGGCAAUAAUUCUAUGUAGGAAGUUAUCCAGUUUCAAAGAGGGUUUAAUACGGAACUGUUUAUCUUGUCAUAUCAUUGCAGAUGAAGGUAUUGAGCAUAAGUUACUUCCCAAAGUUGGAGAUGCAUGUUUCUAUUUGGGGGAUUCUAUGUUAAUACUCCACAGAUGUGAUAAAUUUAUCUUAUUUUUUGGGAUGCACUUAGAUCUCGUGCAACUGCGGAGCUAGGAGGAUUCCUUAGAUAUUAUGUUUGUUGUGUGCUAGUUAUCACCUGAUAGUUGAAAACAGCUAUCUAUUCUUCAAAUGAUGUCUACAAUGGGUACUCAAAGUUGAUCCCAAGGUUUGGUGACUUGCGUCCUACACAUUGUGUUAUUCAGACAGAAUCGAUGAGAAUAAUGCUUAAAAGAUGAUUGGUGGAAAGAUUGGUCAUUGAAUUUGUGCUAGGAUUCUUUUUCGUUCUGCAGAAAGAUAACCCUCUGAUUUUGACUCGGUCGCUGGCUAGUAUAAUUUUCACUAUCUUAGCAUGAACGAGUUUUUCUACAAAGGGCUUUUUCAAGCGCAUACUAAGGCCCGCACAUGUAAAUCACCUGUUCUUUUUUAUAUUGAAUAUGUGGCACUAAUUUCAUAAAAGAAAAAAUAUAAUUUUUCACAGGUAAAUAUAUAUUUAUUCUCUUAUGUCAUAUUUAUACCAUGAGGCAUCUGACUCUCAUCGCCCAGGGUAUUAGAUCUGUGCUUCAUUUUGCCUAAACUGCUCAAUCAAGAGCCGACUAGGCCAUCUUAGAUGGUCCUAAUGGGGUUGGAAACAUUUCUCGCAAGCGGAUUAAUGUUGCCACUCAUCCUUUCAUCAGCUUGUACAACUGUUUUACCUGUUAUUGGAAUUUUUGCCGCAUGACAGAAUAGGAAAUUUAUGGUGUAGACUGUUGGUCUUUCUUAGAACAAACAUGCUGUAGUUUCACCUUUCCGAGUAUGGCCAAUUCCUGAAAUUUCUGUGCGAUCCACUGGUCAGUCCUGUAAAUCCCCAACCCAGAUUACUCAUAAAUAAAUACAGAUACCUUGUUCAUGGGAAAUAUUUUUUCACUGUGGAGGUAGGCCACAGUAGAAAUUUAUCAAUGGUAAUGGCCAUAUAGCUCAUCCUUUACGAAUUAAGCAUUACCGUGACAAAAAAUCUGACUUGGUUUAUUAUUGCUUUCUGAUUCAUCGGAUUUUUGAAGCUUGGUGAGGGAAUACGGUUUUCUGUUGGAGGUCAGCAUAUUCCUUUUGGUGCGUCUCCACAGGCAAGAACUCUAUCACCAGCUUCAUAUGUUGCACAAGUUAUCUGUUCUACUUUUCCUGCCAAAUGACAUUUUCUCUGAUAUUUGGCUCUUUAGAUGUGGUAAAUUAAUGUCUUUGAUCAAUGUCCGCUGUUGUGAUAUCCGGCACUUUGGGUUGAUGAUAUUAUUCUAUGUAUAAAUGUAGGUAGCUGUACUUUGUGGUACGUACACUUUGCUUCAUUUUAUGUUGGACCCUGCUUCUUCUCAUGUUUAUUACCCAAAGUUGCAAGCUACAUGCCUUGCUUGAUUAGCCAAGACCCAGAAAAACAAGAGAGACAACCCUUUAGCAUUGUAAAACAUUGUUAACAAUCUAGAUGAUUGACUUUUAUUUUUCUAAUUUCACAGGCACGUUCCUCCUGCUAUUUGACUUUUGCGUUGCUGACAGCUACUCCAUGCAUGCUUCUCUCUGGCAUUUCAACUUUUUAGCUGCUCGAUUGAGCUGCAAACUAUUCAUCCUAUUGCUUUUCCUGCUGUUCUUUCCCGACUGGGUUUUAUCUUCUUACUUAAAUGGUGCCUUUAUCAAAAAUCUUCCUCUCUUUUUGUCAUAGGACGUGUGGACUGAGCUGGGCCGUCCUUGUGGAAUCCAUCAGAAACAGGUGAGGACGUCCGACUAAUGGGGGCUUAUUGCUCUCAUAGGACUUCAAUCUCUUCACUUAACCAACAACAUGGAUUCCAAAAUAGGCUUCUUUUUUUUUUUAAAGUAAACUUAUGGGAUUCUCAAAAUAUGCAAGGCCCCACAUUUUUAUUUUUUUUCCUCAUAUUUGCUCUUAUAUCACUUACUAAUUCUGGAAUUUCCUGUUAUUGUCAAUAUCUUCAGUAGAUUCUAAUGGACGUUGUACUUUUAGGUGGAUCAAAUGGUUAUUCACUCCGCCUCCGAUCCUCGUCCUCGUAGAACUCUCUGUGGUGAUUAUUUCUACAACUUCUUCUCUCGCGGUCUGGACAUCUUAUUCGACGGACAGGUAAUCCCAUCAUCCUGCGAAGUUCGUCCCGGACCAGUGUUCUUCAUUCAAGAAAUCUCAGGCUCUCCACAUCUCACUUGGCAGACGCAUAAGAUCAAGAAGUUUGUGUUGCAUACGAACUUCCCCGGGCAUUCCGAUUUCAAUUCAUACACAAAAUGCAAUUUUCUCAUUGAAACCGAUGGUAAGUUUCAUUGGAUUCAUUAAACUAGCAGUGGCCAGGUUAUUUAGUAUAUUUACUCUAUUUCUGCAGCUGAAGAAGAAACGGCACUUCUGGCCGUAAACACUGCCAAACAUUGCAUCACACCGAGCACAAAGUGGGAGCAAGUGAAGGUAUGAGAUUCUUAUUAAGAAUAUGGUAUCAGAUGAGCAGAUUAGAUGUUGACUUUCUCCGCCGUCUUUCUUGUGCAUCUUAAAGUGACAGCAGGCAGUUCAAAUCCUAUUACCUUUGGCUUCCUUAAAAACCUUUUAUUUUUUGCAAUAAAAUAAAUCAUUUAUUAUCAAAGUCUGCAGUUUUAAAAAGAUAGGACCUUUUCUAGAAUUCUGUUCGUAAAGAUUUUCACUUCAAAAUAACCAUCGAUGCAAUUUUUUCUUCGUGAGUGCCAAUUUUUAUUUUAUUUUAUUUACUUCUUGCAUGCUUUGCUACAGAAUUCUGUUGAUCAGAAAGUCAGAUUAAAUGCUAUGCAAUCAGAUCCUUUUCCCCUGAGGUUGACUUUCUCUGCCGUCUUCCUUGUGCAUCUUUUUUAUCAAUUUAUCCCUGAAAGUGACAGCCAGCAAUUCAAAUCCUAUUACCUUUGGCUUCCUUAAAAACUUUCUAUUUUUUGCAAUAUAAAGAAAUCAUAUAUUAUCAAUGUCUACAUAUUAAAAAAAAAACAACUAUUUACUUGAAAAAAACCAUCGAUAUAAUUUUUUCUUCGUGAGUGCCAAAUUCUUUUUUUUUUUUCUUUGCUGCUUGCUUGCUUUGCUUUCAAACUCUGUUGAUCAGAAAAGUCAGCGAUGAGACUUUUGGGUUUUGUUUUUGUAGGAAAUCCUUGGGGAUGGUGGCCGUGCCGCCAUCCAGACACAGGGCUCCAUGAACAAUCCUUUCGGGUCAACGUUCGUUUAUGGGUACCAGAACGUAGCAUUUGAGGUAAUUUCUUUUUUAAUUUUAUUUUUUUAUGUUCUAAUAACUUUGUCACCGCCGCAAUCUUUCUGCUUCAUCUCCUCACACUGAUCCCCCACCCUAAAUUUUCCCAUCAGGUGAUGAAAAAUGGGUACAUAGCGACGGUGACCCUAUUCCAGUCAUAA